AUAAUUCUCCCCCUGCCCACAAACACACGCCCCAGGGCUAUAAAACUGAGGCCCUCAAUUGCUCUGACAGUUGCAAGAAGUUCUUCCAGCACUAUACAACAAAAGACCGAAAAUGAUCAGGGGACUGUGUUUUGCAGUGUUCCUAGCAGCAACUUGUGCAGUUACUACUGGCCAAACGGUGGAGUGUUUUGAUGUGUGUGGAGCGGCUGCCGUUAGUCUUGGAAUUAAUCCCUCACCUGCCGCAUGCUGUAAUGGAGGUGGUACUGGAUUUAUCGACCUGAGCAAUGAGCCGGCCGGCUGUUUGGAAUGCAGCUCUUUGAGCAGCCUCACGGUAGCCCUAGGAUUGUCCACCUCAGAGCUGGCUGUUGGCAUGGACGGCUCCAUCACUUGCUCAGUCACGUCCGAGGAUACGAAUAAUCUAGUGGCAAGUAUUCAACUAGUGGGCCCUGAUCGAAACAUCAUCAUGGAAGUUAAUGAUACUGACAGUCUCACGUUUAAUUUCUCGCCGCUCCAAGUGUCAGAUAUGGGAGAAUACGAGUGCCUAGCAUCUGUGACAUCACCUGACUUUCCCAGCCUGCCCCCCAUUCCCGUCACCGGGACCAUCGACAUAAACAUACCCACACCGUCUGGUGUAGAAGUGACAAUUAUAGCUAGCUCCAACACUCCGCUCGCUGGUCAACCAGUCACCAUAUCGUGUGCAAUCGCUGCCGAAGGGCAGAGCAUCCAGUGGGUGGGGCCAGACGGGCAGGUGAUAAUGACAGGGGGUGGAUUCACUGUGGGGGAUACUAUCUCAGCAGGGGGUAUCACUAGUAGUAUCCUCACACUACCGAGUGUAGCCGAGAGUCAAAGUGGACGUUACUCUUGUGUGAGUGACCUCGGUAACAUAUCCCAGAGGAUCGAUGUGAUGGUUCGUGGUCCGAUUAUAGACAUCGUGGAACCCAGCGAACCUACAAUGGUCGGUGAAACAUUCAUUUCAAAGUGCACAGGGACGGCUCCACCCGAUAUCGAGGGUGGUAUGGUGUUUGCAACGUGGGUGGAUGAAGAUGGCUCUAUACUGGCUGCCAACUCUUCCGUGGAUGAGGUUUGUGUUACCCUCGUCAUUAGCCCCUUUGUUCCUGGGAGUGAGGGAGAGUACCGCUGCGAGGUAUUCUACACUUCACCACUGGUCACUGGUAAUCCCGGUAGUACUGGGAUUUUGAACAUCACUCAAAUGUUAGUUACUCAACCACCGCUAGUGACCACUCAACCACCCCCAGUGACCACUCAACCACCACCUGUGACAACUCAACCACCUCCUGUGACAACUCAACCACCCCCAGUGACCACUCAACCACCACCUGUGACAACUCAACCACCCCCAGUUACCACUCAACCACCCCCAGUUACCACUCAACCACCACCUGUGGUUACUCGACCCCCUGCACGCAAUGAAUGUGAGCUGGGAAUUGACAAUUGCAGUAGACGGGAAGUGUGUCGAGAGCAUGGCAAUGGACGAUGGAAAGAAUGCACCAGGGUUGCUAUGUGUAUGGACACAGCUGAGGGAUUUACGUGUUCUUGUACCCCAGGAUUCAUGGGGGACGGUGUCACUUGUCAAGAUGUGAAUGAGUGUUCUCUUGGCAUUGACAACUGCCACAGAGAAGCAGACUGCAUCAACCAAGAGGGGUUGUUCGAUUGUCGUUGCCAGGAUGGUUUCCUGGGUGACGGUAUCAACUGCUGUGUCAGUGAGCUCUCACUCAUAGCCCUGGUGCAGGAAGAGGAGGGGUCAAAGACAGGAUCAAAUAAGUCAAGGAAGUCUAGAUCUAAGAAGAGAAAGGGGCGUUCCGCUCGAAAGUCAAAGUCCAGUAGCUCAAGGUCCAGUAGCUCCUCAUCCUCCAGCUCAUCAUCCAGCUCAUCCUCCUCCAGCUCAUCGUCCAGCUCUGACAACAACGCAGCAAGUAUUGACAUAGAGCCAGCGUGUAUGGGGGUGCUCGAGCAGUUCAGGGCAGACUCUAGCAGUGACACGAGUAGAUCUGGAAGUUCCUCUAGCAGCGACACGAGUAGAUCUGGAAGUUCCAGUAGUAGCUAAAACUAAGAGACACCAUUAAACUGAACAGUUAGGACUAACAUUGAUUAACGAUGAAUUGUGAUUUGCAAUUUUGAGAGAAAUAACAAAUAAAUAUUGCCACAAUAAUAAA
This is a messenger RNA of Halichondria panicea, 2174 nucleotides long. Its product is annotated as protein HEG-like. Gene Ontology annotation, molecular function: calcium ion binding. NCBI's taxonomy places the organism in Eukaryota, Metazoa, Porifera, Demospongiae, Suberitida, Halichondriidae. The coding region runs from base 113 to 2065 and encodes 650 amino acids. The transcript has 10 exons. The record is from RefSeq and is a predicted model, not a curated record.